AUGCCCAACCAACAACGUGACAUUCAAACCAUCGACGCCGCCAGCUUCCCGUAUAUAUUCGAGCAGAACGUGUCUAUACCUUUAGGAAAUGGCGGGGUAGUUCGCUGCAAUGUCUAUAAGCCCAAGACAGCCUCGAUGGAAAAUAAGUUCCCAGUCCUCAUGACAUACGGACCAUAUGGCAAAGAUGUUCCCUAUAAGCGAUUCAAUCCGAAAAGUUUCUCGGAGGUCGACUCAGCACAUCAAACAGAGCAUUCUGCAUGGGAGACUCCGACGCCUGUCUUUUGGACAAAUCACGGAUAUGUUGUCGUGCGAGCCGAUGAAAUCGGCACCGGACAAUCUCCGGGAGUCUUGGACGUCAAAUCUGCGACUUCAAUUGAUGGCUUCUGCGAUGUCAUUGAAUGGGCUGCUCAGCAACCUUGGUCAACUGGAAAAGUAGGCCUUCUUGGUGUGAGCUAUUACGCUGCCACGCAAUGGCAGGUCGCCGCUCGGCAGCCCAGCGGCUUAGCGGCUAUUGUUCCUUGGGAAGGAUUCUCCGAUGCUUAUAGUGAAUCCUUGCGACAUGGCGGCAUCCUAUCGAACAAAUUCUUCGACAUGUGGUAUGCCCGUCAGGUCGCACCGAACCAAUAUGGGCUCCCUGGACGCGCCGCACGUAACUGGGGCCCCGAUACCAUUGAAGGUGAUCUCACAGCCGACGAGCUCAAUGCAAAUCGACACCGAGCUGCUUUGAAUGAACAGCGAUACCGUGAUGAUGAACAACUUGCGGCUCUCAACUUCAACCUGGAAGAUAUCACCGUCCCCAUUCUCAGCGUGGCCAAUCUUGGUGGCAGCUUACUGCAUCUACGAGGAAAUGUGAACGGGUACCUAUGGGCUGGAUCGGAGUUCAAAUACCUUCGGUUUAUCGUUGGAAGGCACGACCUCCCCUUCUACUACCCUGAGGAAGUAGAAGUCCAGAGGAGCUUCCUUGAUGCUUGGCUAAGAGAUGAAGACCGGGAUGGAUGGACAACCAAAGGAGCACUUCCUCCAGUAGAUCUCAUUCUUCGCAAAGGAAAUGUUGGAUACAACAACCCAGCUGCAGAAAGAACCUUUGCUCGGCGAAAGGAAAGUGAAUGGCCGUUGGCCAGGACAAACUAUACGCCCUUUUACCUGACAGCAGACCGAGGGCUCCAACCUGUCCUACCGGACCAGCCACUGCCGAGGAAGCUCAGUUAUAGAGCCCUAGGCGAAGAUCGACCGUCUGAUACUUUGACUUUCAUGUCAUCACCUUUCGAGUCAGACACGGAGAUUACUGGGCACAUUGUGGCUCAUCUCCAUGUCUCAAUCAGCAGGGACCGAUGGGGAAACUCUCCAUCUGACCUAGACUUGUUUAUCACCAUACGUCAUCUAUCAUCAUCCGGUGAAGAAGUUCUCUAUACGGGCUCUGCUGGAGAGUCUGUCCCUGUGACCAGGGGAUGGCUCCGUGUGUCUCUUCGCAAAACCAAUCCUCAGCAUCCACGCCACCGUUCGUGGCUACCAUAUAGGGAUUAUUAUUUUACAGAUGUUCUUCCUGUAGUCCCCAACGAGGUUUAUCCCGUUGAUGUGGAGAUCUGGCCAACGAAUGUUGUCAUUGAAUCUGGGGAUCGUUUGAUUUUGGAGGUGAGCUCUGGUGACACUGCGGGAACUGGAUUUUGGGGUCACGAUGACCCUAUUGACAGGUCGGAAAAGGUCUUCAAAGGUCAAAACUGCCUUCACUUUGGGCCAGAUUAUGUCAACUACAUUAGUCUACCACUCAUUCCCCCAAACUGA
Messenger RNA from Penicillium daleae, 1782 nucleotides. RefSeq names its product CocE/NonD family hydrolase. The record is from RefSeq and is a predicted model, not a curated record. Gene Ontology annotation, molecular function: dipeptidyl-peptidase activity. The coding region runs from base 1 to 1782 and encodes 593 amino acids. The transcript has 3 exons. NCBI's taxonomy places the organism in Eukaryota, Fungi, Ascomycota, Eurotiomycetes, Eurotiales, Aspergillaceae.